Labeo rohita (rohu) is the source of this 720-nucleotide messenger RNA. RefSeq names its product histone H4. The transcript has a single exon. Lineage: Eukaryota; Metazoa; Chordata; Actinopteri; Cypriniformes; Cyprinidae. The coding region runs from base 14 to 325 and encodes 103 amino acids. The record is from RefSeq and is a predicted model, not a curated record. Gene Ontology annotation, molecular function: protein heterodimerization activity; DNA binding; structural constituent of chromatin. Gene Ontology annotation, biological process: nucleosome assembly. Gene Ontology annotation, cellular component: nucleosome.
GAAGUCUGUUGUGAUGUCUGGAAGAGGAAAAGGCGGUAAAGGACUGGGUAAAGGAGGCGCUAAGCGUCACCGAAAGGUUCUUCGUGAUAACAUUCAGGGAAUCACUAAACCAGCAAUUCGUCGUCUUGCUCGCCGUGGCGGUGUCAAGCGUAUUUCCGGGUUGAUCUAUGAGGAGACCCGCGGUGUGUUGAAGGUGUUUCUGGAGAACGUUAUUCGUGAUGCUGUGACUUACACUGAACACGCUAAAAGAAAGACCGUUACCGCCAUGGAUGUUGUAUAUGCUCUGAAACGACAGGGACGCACUCUGUAUGGUUUCGGAGGUUAAGCGAUUUCUGAAAAGACAAACCACCAACGGCUCUUUUAAGAGCCACCCACGCUUUCGUGCAAAGAGCAAGCUUCUUCCAACUUGUAAAACUGAUUUAAAUCAUGUGAAGUUAACGUUAAAACGCAGUGGAGAGUUGGUCAUCUGGAAUGCCUUCUGAGCAAUGUGGUUUUAUGUAAAAGAAUUGCAGUAUAGUUGAUUUUCUGUAAAAUUCAUAAUUCGCUUAGAUAAACACCUACGCGGUUUUUUAAAUCCUGUUUUGAUUCACCGCAACAGUCCACAGUGCAUUUGUAAACUGCCCUUACAUGUAAGUGAAACUUCAUCAGUGCAAAGAUGAAGUUCUGUGAUAUCAUUUGUGGUAAAUUCUACAAUAUGUUCUAUUUGCAUUUAUUGAGGUA